AUGCAUUCCGAUUUGGAGUACAUAUAUGAGCAGUAUGUUGAGUCAUCCAACGACUCAUCGAACAAGGAGGAGUACUCCGAUGAGACGGCGAUGAUGCAGGUGGUCCUUGAAGACACGGAGCAUGCGAAUGAGCAUGUUCUCAGUUUUAAGGGCUCGAUCAAGGGACAUCGCGUGCUCAACCACAACAGGGCAUGCGACCAUUUGACACUGAUGGCCGCCUACUUUGCCCAUGAUGCACUAUUCGCUGACCAUUUUCGACGGUGUUUUCAGAUGAGCAAGACUGUCUUCGAUCGUUUGUACCAUGGCUUCUGGUCCUAUGAUGACUACUUCAUCCUGAAAAAGGACGUCGUGGGAACGAUUGGCUUCUCUGGUUACCAAAAGUGUGUGGACGCAGUCCGGAUGCUUGCAUAUGGCAGGGUCGCUGAUUCAUGGGUCGAAUACCUACGGAUAUCUGAGAGCACAUGCAGAGAUGCCAUGGUCAGGUUUGCAACUACCGUGGUCGAGGUGUUUGGACCUCAGUACUUGAGAGAAUCAACCGUGGCAGACACCAAGAGGCUCUUGGCAAUCUCAGAAGCUAGAGGGUGGCCAGAUUUACUUGCAUCUCUUGACUGCAUGCAUUGA
This is a messenger RNA of Aegilops tauschii subsp. strangulata, 621 nucleotides long. RefSeq lists its product as uncharacterized. The record is from RefSeq and is a predicted model, not a curated record. Lineage: Eukaryota; Viridiplantae; Streptophyta; Magnoliopsida; Poales; Poaceae.